Messenger RNA from Hyaloperonospora brassicae, 549 nucleotides. The record is from the annotation of a GenBank genome assembly. NCBI's taxonomy places the organism in Eukaryota, Oomycota, Peronosporomycetes, Peronosporales, Peronosporaceae.
AUGCACGAACCAUCCGAUCUAGAAACCAGUGAGCCGUCGCCGGCCGAGGAGCUCAAGUUCGUCGCCGAGAGGAGCGCGGGCGACGACGCCGAAGGCUUUCCACAGCAUCUCGAGUGCGUAGCGGUGCUCACGAUGAAGUGCGGCGAGCCACUGAUGGCCGUGCGCAAGAAACUGCACGACGAGAUCGCGAUCGCGUUUAUUCCCGAUGAGGGGUUUGGCGUCUUCCAGAGCAAAGUCGAGCGGCACUUUAGUAAAUUAGGGCCAAAUUACGUCCAAGACCAGCGCGCGAUUUACCUCAAACCGAGCAGUAACGCCACGCAGUCCAAGUACGUGCAGCUGACAAAAGAGAACUUUGAUCCGUUGCUGCGCGUGCGCUGGAAAGUCGCCCGGAGCAUGAAAGUCGAGCUCAAGUACGAAGUCUUUUGCUAUUUUGUCGACUUGACGACCAAAAAGGAGAAGAAAAAGCUGUCCAUAAAGGUCUUCCAGCAGCAGCAGCAACAGCAGCAGCAGAACAGCAGCAGCAGCAGCAGCAACAGCAUUCGCAGCUAG